AGAAGGAGAAAUCUUAGCGCGCAUUGUGCGAGCAUGCUCGGCACUCCAUGCUAUGGGAUGAUUACGUCAUGACGGGCGAUGUUCGGCACUCCACGCUGAAGGGUUGCCUUUACCCAGAUGCAAAACUUGGACGUUCGCCCUCCGGUUCACCGUACAACCUUCCUGUGUUCUUACAAGUUUUGCUUUUUCUAUUUGUGGAAAGCCAUGUUUUGUCCAGACACGCCAGGCAGAUACAGAGCAUAAGAAGAAAUAUCCCAAUAAACACUGGAAGAAACAAAAUUCGGAGUGGAGAGAAAAGAAAUUCUACCACAGGAAGCUCACAAAGUAAACGUUACGAUUCAUCAAAUGCACAGAGAAGGAGGAAGACUUCAGAUCCAGCUUCAAGAUCUAGUUACGAUUCAUCAAAUGCACAGAGAAGGAGGAAGACUUCAGAUCCAGCUUCAAGAUCUAGUUACGAUUCAUCAAAUGCACAGAGAAGGAGGAAGACUUCAGAUCCAGCUUCAAGAUCUAGUUACGAUUCAUCAAAUGCACAGAGAAGGAGGAAGACUUCAGAUCCAGCUUCAAGAUCUAGUUACGAUUCAUCAAAUGCACAGAGAAGGAGGAAGACUUCAGAUCCAGCUUCAAGAUCUAGUUACGAUUCAUCAAAUGCACAGAGAAGGAGGAAGACUUCAGAUCCAGCUUCAAGAUCUAGUUACGAUUCAUCAAAUGCACAGAGAAGGAGGAAGACUUCAGAUCCAGCUUCAAGAUCUAGUUACGAUUCAUCAAAUGCACAGAGAAGGAGGAAGACUUCAGAUCCAGCUUCAAGAUCUAGUUACGAUUCAUCAAAUGCACAGAGAAGGAGGAAGACUUCAGAUCCAGCUUCAAGAUCUAGUUACGAUUCAUCAAAUGCACAGAGAAGGAGGAAGACUUCAGAUCCAGCUUCAAGAUCUAGUUACGAUUCAUCAAAUGCACAGAGAAGGAGGAAGACUUCAGAUCCAGCUUCAAGAUCUAGUUACGAUUCAUCAAAUGCACAGAGAAGGAGGAAGACUUCAGAUCCAGCUUCAAGAUCUAGUUACGAUUCAUCAAAUGCACAGAGAAGGAGGAAGACUUCAGAUCCAGCUUCAAGAUCUAGUUACGAUUCAUCAAAUGCACAGAGAAGGAGGAAGACUUCAGAUCCAGCUUCAAGAUCAAGUUAUGAAUCACCAUACAUACAGUGGAGAAGGAAAGCUACCGAUCCAGCUCCAAUACAAUCUUAUAGAUCACCAUAUGCACAAAGGAGCAGGAAGACUGGAAAUUCAACUGCUACAGCUCCUAGUUCAAACACAACCUCAGAACCUUUCUUGGACGAGAAAGAGCUGAAGCACUUGGAAGUACUUUAUAUGGCCAAAAAGAGGACAUUUUAUUCGAUGAAGAUAGAGUUGGUUAGGAAACAGAAUAAACUCAUAAAAUUUUACUUCAGCCUUGCUAAACUUCAUCAGAGGAUACUCAAAACAACAGGAAAUGAUAUAGGUCUUGUACAGAAAAUUAAAAUAAUUAAAUUCUGUACCGUGUGUACUGCACAGCCUGAAGACUUAGAACGCUGCGACAAAACAACAGAUGAAAGGUCAAAGAGAGUCAGGUUCAGUCUUGAUGCCAUCACAGGUGAUAACCUCCCUGGGCUUGAAGAUACAGAUCUGACCGAACAACCGCAGUCAGACGCUGAUGAAGUGGAGAGUACGCAGGACAAGGGCAGGAACAUGGAGGAGAGUUCAGAGGACAUUCAAUUAAGAAAUGCAGAACAGAAAUUAAUUGAAUCACAGCAAAAUCUGUAUAGAGGCGAAUAUGAAGUGGAACAGGAUUCUAGUAACUACAAGGAAAAGGAACUGAUAAAGAACGGGGCUGCAGAGGAAGAAUGGAAAGAAAUUAAUAAGGAAGAGGACCACCCUGACUUGAGCGAAUUACAAAAUGCUCUGAACGAAAAACGAGAGAGGGAAUACACAGAUAACUUCCUGAACGACAAAAAUUACCUCCUCAAGAAGUCGGAAGUCACAAAGCUUGAGAAACAGGAGGAGAAUCUGACAGAAGAGGAUGAAACCAAAUAUUCAUCUCCAACAGCUGAAGGAAGGAAGAGACGAUGGACUAAUCUGUUCAAGAUAAAAAGCUGGAAAAUAUGGAAGAGAAAGGAGAAAAAUUCCAAACACCCUUCAACGGAUACUGAAAUGACGGCUACUAAAUCAGAAGAGUUACGUCUGUUCAUGAAGGCUGAAAAAGAUUAUUCGAAGAAUGACUGAAUCUCUGGAAUGUUGUGCUGCGAGUCUAGUUAAAGUUCGUACUGACAUCUCAAAGGAGCUUAGUGCCUCCAUCAUCAGGGUGAUGAAUAAGCUGUGGAUAAAAAAUUGGGUUCAGAUAUUGGAACAGGUUGGGUGGAUCAAGGCUGUCCUCAGGAGUUCUUCCAUGGUGUGGAGAAUUCCCCAGCUGUCUUUUGAGCGAAAUGGCCAGAUGUUGAAAGAAGUGGCUGGGGAGGGCGGGCAGAGAACUGAUGGCCUCCUGCUAAGUGACGUGGAGAAGGCUCUCAGUUCUCUGCCAGAAUCAUAAGCUGAGGAAGUCUAACAGGGGACUGCUGGAACUCUGAAGGCCACCAGUAAGCCCAAGCUUAACCUGUACAGAGCCAAGUUUCUACAUUUAUCGACCAUUUUCCUUCCAUAUCCCAACCAUUUACUAUCCUGAUGAUGGAGACAGUAAGCAUCUUUGAAACAUCAGUGAAUUUUGACCAGACUACAUCGUACAACAUCCCAGAAACCAUUCAUCUAACUCAGUGGUUCUGAACCUUUUCUUAUUUACACAUCAGUAAAGAGAAGUGUCAGUUUGUGAGGACUAACUUCUGCAUAUUUUACAGAAAAAAUAUUAGUCAUAAAAUUAAAUUAUUAGUAGCAUGUUAAAAUAUGUUUAUUUUCAACCAGCUGACCUUGUGGGAGGAAUAUAUGUGAAGUAAUUUGAAUAA
Messenger RNA from Zootermopsis nevadensis, 2959 nucleotides. RefSeq lists its product as uncharacterized. NCBI's taxonomy places the organism in Eukaryota, Metazoa, Arthropoda, Insecta, Blattodea, Termopsidae. The record is from RefSeq and is a predicted model, not a curated record.